AUGAUCUGCUCCAGCUGUCGGCUGACACUCCUCACCCGCCUCCGAUUCCCUCAGUCCUCAUAUUCCGCCAGUCUUCGAUAUGCGUCCACAGUGCCUGCUACACCCAAUGCGGGCCCAAUCCAAGCGCCCCCUUCCAUUGCGGUGGACGGCGCGAACCCAACACAGUCGCCUGGCUCUGCUAGCCCUUCUCAGCCCCUCUCUGAAUCGAAGACGCCCUCGACCUCGGCCGGAUCAAAAGAAUCAAAGAAGUCGGCAAAAGUCAAGAGCUCCGUCCCCGGUGGACAGAUCCUGAGGGGACUGGGGUACACCAAGGCGCAGCCAGAGCUCCUGGCCAAAGAGGACCACGAGUACCCCGAUUGGCUGUGGACGUUGCUGGAUGACAACAAGAUGGCUACAGGAGGCACGAAGCUGGAUUUAUCAGCAAUGACCAAGAAGCAACGGGCUCGAUAUGAUCGCCAACAAGAAAAACUCCAGAAGGACGUCCCUGUCACCAUCCCACCUCAUGAGCAAAGUACAGAUUUGACCGCCCCUGACGAAGACGCCGUCACCAGUCUACAGCGCCGACAUGAGAUCACAAAGAGCGCCCGGGCGGCGAGGAGGAGAAAUAUCCGCGAGAGCAAUUUCUUGAAAUCCAUGUAA
This is a messenger RNA of Capronia epimyces CBS 606.96, 639 nucleotides long. RefSeq lists its product as uncharacterized. The record is from RefSeq and is a predicted model, not a curated record. Gene Ontology annotation, molecular function: structural constituent of ribosome. Lineage: Eukaryota; Fungi; Ascomycota; Eurotiomycetes; Chaetothyriales; Herpotrichiellaceae. The transcript has 2 exons. Bases 1 to 639 code for a protein of 212 amino acids. Gene Ontology annotation, cellular component: mitochondrial large ribosomal subunit.